CUUCACAUCAAUUAUGUCAUCUCAGUUUUGAAAGUUAUUGUUUCCAACCCGCAAAAACGUAUCUAAGACAAAGACAAGAAAUGUGUUCCUUGAAGUUAUCAAUGCGAUGGAAACAAAUUAUAUGUGAAAUUUUUAUAAAUUUUUAUUGAAAGUGGUGACCGAUGAUGGCUUAUUAUAAGCAAGUAUCACUGGUGCUGCUGUCUAUCCUGCACAUGGCUGGAGUCGUGGUUGGCAACAACGAGCAACCAGCAAACCUAACGUAUACAAUAACAACAAAAAGAUGUGUCACAGAGGUCAAACUCAAAUGGACUGAACCAAGCACAAACCUCAGGAUUCAAAAUUACAUCAUUGCGUAUCAUGCCACACAGCCAUACAAUGGAAGCAUUGACACAUUAACAUCACGCAACAACAAAACAGUGCAUCUUAUAUCAGUUUCAGCAACAAUUAAAAGCAUCAUUGUUCAAGUAUCAAGUAAUUUUUCUAAUGAAAACGAUACAUAUCGAAUCGGGCAAGUGAGUAAAGAUUUAGCAGUCGACACAACAAAUACAGUCUGCAACUCAACAACAAUUGAAAGUCAGGCAACAAAAACUGGCGUUAUAUAUGUUUUAAAGCUAGCUGGUAUAAUAUUCGGUGGUGCGGUUGGGAUCUUGCUUUUCGUUUUCGUCAUAUUUCGACUCUGUGUCUGGAGACUGGAAAAAAGGUACGACCAAAGGGACUUGCAUUGGAAUGCCGGGAAAGACAACCCGUUAAGAGAACUAGAUCACCAAUUGCCGAUCAGUGCAGAAAACCUAUACGAUCAUGUUUCAUUAAUGAAAUUUCACGACAACAAAGGCUUCAAGAAAGAGUUCUCAAAGCUCGUAGAUACUAGUGUGCAGGGAUGCUCAUUUGGAAAUCGCCCAUAUAAUGCAACCAAGAACAGAUAUGCGAAUGUGCUAACAUUUGACAAAUCAAGAGUUGCCCUUGAGGCUAAAAGUCACGACGUUUCAUCUUCAUAUAUAAACGCUAAUUAUGUAGAUGGCUUCAACAGGCCUAAGGCUUACAUAGCAACUCAGGCCCCAUUACCGGACACGAUUGCCGACUUUUGGAGAAUGAUAUGGGAGCAAGAGAGCAACAUCAUUGUAACGAUCGUCAAUUUGAAAGAGAAAGAUGGUACUACUUGUGCAAAAUAUUGGCCAGAUGCAUCCACAGUAUCAUAUGGCAAAAUAACAAUUAAGCAUUUAGAGACAAUCGGCUAUGCAGAUUAUGUGAUACGAGUUAUGGAAAUACAGCAUGUAGGGAGUACCGAACUCAGGAUUGUGAGACAAUUCAGCUUUACUUCAUGGCCUACACAGAGAACUGUCCCUCUUCAUCCAACCUCGUUUUUGGAGUUUGUUAAAAAAGUAGCCUCGUUCAAAGCCAACAAUAACCAGCCAGUUGUUGUACACUGCUCUUCCGGAAAUGGCAGAACAGGAGUGUACAUAAUGGUUGAUAUACAGCUAAACAGACUGAUGAGUGAAAGCAGAAAUAUUAAUGUUUUCUACGAUCUUGACUGUAGCAGACAACAAAGAUUUCAACUUAUUCGUCACUUAGAAGAGUACAUUUUCGUUCAUGACUGCAUACUUGAUCAUGUCAUCUAUGAAAAGAGAUUGGAAAUUAAUGGAAGAAAUUUGACCGACUACAUUGCAAAAAGGAAAGACCGGGGCCCAAAAGAUGAGCUUGGAUUUUCUGCGGAAUUUGAGACAAUAAUGAAAGAUAUAACAGCAAUGAAGAUUCGAGCAGAUGUUGCUAAGCUUCCAAAAAAUUCAUUGAAAAACCGUUUUCUGAACAUAUUGCCCUUUGAUCAUACGAGAGUCAAGCUGAAGGAUAAAUCUAUUGCAGAAGGGUCUGACUAUAUCAAUGCAAAUUACGUUGAUGGUUUAACAAGAAAAAGACAGUUCAUAAUAACCCAGAGUCCAAUGGAGGAAACAUUGUAUGAGUUUUGCUGUAUGCUGUGGGAAACUGGAUGUUUAACUGUUGUCAUGCUAUCCUUUGGAGACAAGGAAACAGUUGUUUACUGGCCGGAGAAAGAUGAAGUUGUGAAAGCUGGUAAGCUAAAAGUUCGACUGAUAUCACGGGAGAAGCAAGGAUUUUUUGAAAUAAGAAACCUCGAAAUUGUACACAGUGAGCACACGGAUACACGAUUAGUAAGGCAAUAUCAUUACGAAACCUGGCCUGAAAACUCAAACGAUGCAUCUUUGUUUGAUUUCGUCAAUUUUGCUGUGCAAUGUGUGCAGUGGAACACAACAGCAAAAAGUAGAACUAUUGUGGUACAUUGCAGGGCUGGAACAGGCAAAUCUGGUGUUUUCGUUGCUCUCUGUCAAUUGAUGGAAAAACUGAACUGCGAAGGAGCUGUAAACAUCGUACAAACCGUGAGGCGGUUGAGGCAAUGUAGGAUGGCAGCAAUACAAACAUUGAGCCAAUAUGAGCUUUUAUACCAUGCCAUUGCAAUUUACUACAAAACACAUUAUCUCACAAGAAAUGAGAGGGACGCAGAAAUAGAUCUUGAGGACGAACAGUCAGCUUCAACCAGUUCAUACAUGAUUUCAAGUGCUGCCUUUGAGAGCGACGAAAUGUUUGAUGACUAGGCCAGUUCCUACAGACCCCCGACUCAAAUAUCUACGCAAAAAUGCUGAUUGGUUUCCCAUGAGAGCUUGAACAUCCUACGUGCAAUUAGGAGCGCCUCUUCUCUUUAUUAAAGAAAGAGCAUCGAGCGUAAAGACAUGCUUUUUAAAUCCACUGAAGAAUAAAAAUCGUUUUCAUUAGAGAAAGGAGGAGGUGGGGUUUCGAUACACUUCUUCCUUGAAGAGUUCAUAUCCAUUACGUGACAAAAUUUUUCAAUUUUGCCAACAUUAAAACCGAUACAUAUUACUCUCCCGAGACAAAGACACACGACUUGCUUAAAGAUAAAAAGCUUUGAUUGAAUUAGUGAACUUAUAUUUAAAGCAUAUUAUCAAAAUCUUAUAUACUGUAUUUAAAUUGCGAAUGGAAAAAGCCUAUAGCGUUUACUUAAAGCUCUCUCAUGUUUACUUGAAUCGAUUCAGUUCUCUACCUGAUUUUACGCAGUGACACCGUAGCACGGAGGCGCAGAAGGGCGGCCUAGCAAAAUUACUUCUCUCAGUGGAAAUAUUCAAUUUUCCAGUUGUUUUGAAGGUCGACCCGUGUUUCAAAACCCCCUCCGUUUAUUCCCAACCUUAGAGUAUCGUGCUGUUUAUUAUGUUGUGAUUUUGAGAUAAUAGCAUACUAAAGCAAGAUCGUAAUCAAAAAUUGAAAACCAGCUUCUA
Rhopilema esculentum is the source of this 3299-nucleotide messenger RNA. Its product is annotated as receptor-type tyrosine-protein phosphatase epsilon. Gene Ontology annotation, molecular function: protein tyrosine phosphatase activity. The record is from RefSeq and is a predicted model, not a curated record. Lineage: Eukaryota; Metazoa; Cnidaria; Scyphozoa; Rhizostomeae; Rhizostomatidae. Gene Ontology annotation, biological process: protein dephosphorylation.